AUGUGGAGCCCCACCGAGGAGGAGAAAUACGGCGUGGUGAUAUGCAGCUUCCGAGGAGCCGUACCGCAAGGUUUAGUCCUGGAACUAGGUGAAACUGUCCAGAUCCUGGAAAAAUGUGAAGGUUGGUACAGAGGUGUUUCGGUUAAGAAGCCAAAUGUAAAGGGGAUUUUUCCUGCAAACUAUAUUCACUUGAAAAAGGCAAUUGUGAGUAACAGAGGGCAAUAUGAAACGGUCGUUCCGCUCGAAGAUUCCGUUGUGACCGAAGUCACUGCAACGCUGCAGGAAUGGGCUGUGCUCUGGAAACAACUGUAUGUGAAACACAAGGUGGAUCUUUUCUACAAGCUGCGCCACGUGAUGAACGAGCUCAUCGACCUGCGGCGGCAGCUGCUCUCGGGCCACUUGACGCAGGAUCAGGUGCGGGAGGUCAAGAGGCACCUCACGGUGAGGCUGGACUGGGGCAAUGAACACUUGGGGCUAGAUUUAGUUCCUCGGAAGGACUUUGAGGUGGUGGAUUCAGAUCAGAUCAGUGUUUCAGAUCUUUAUAAAAUGCAUUUAUCAAGCAGACACAGCGUCCAGCAGAGCACAUCACAGGUGGAUACGAUCCGUCAGCGUCACGGGGAAGCUUGCCGCRUGCCAGUGCCUCAUCACUUCUUCCUCAGCCUCAAGAGCUUCACCUACAACACGAUUGGAGAAGACACCGAUGUCUUUUUUUCUUUAUAUGACGUUCGAGAAGGCAAACAGAUCAGYGAGAGGUUUAUGGUGAGGCUGAACAAGAACGGAGGCCCCAGGAACCCGGAGAAGAUAGACCGAAUGUGCGCGCUCUUCACGGAUCUGAGCAGCAAGGACAUGAAGAGAGAUUUGUACAUAGUUGCCCAUGUAAUUCGAAUAGGUCGCAUGUUGCUAAAUGAUUCCAAAAAAGGGCCUCCACAUUUGCAUUAUCGCCGCCCCUAUGGCUGUGCAGUCUUGAGCAUCAUGGAUGUCCUUCAGUCCAUCUCUGAGCUGAAAGAAGAGAAGGAUUUUGUUCUUAAAGUUUACACGUGUAACAACGAAAAUGAAUGGUAUCAGAUCCAUGAGAAUAUUAUCCGCAAGUCCAGUACCAAAUACACAGCGCCCAGCUCCAACUACGGACUUAUAAUCUCUCUGCAGCUUCUUCGUGGUGACAUGGAGCAGGUGCGAAGGGAAAACCCCCUGAUCUUUAGCCGCGGGGUUGCCGUUACCAGGAAGCUGGGCUUUCCCGACGUGAUAAUGCCAGGCGACAUACGCAACGACUUGUACCUCACCUUGGAAAAGGGCGACUUCGAGCGGGGUGGCAAGAGCGUGCAGAAGAACAUCGAGGUCACCAUGUACGUUCUSUACGCCGACGGAGAAAUCCUGAAGGACUGCAUCAGCCUGGGCUCYGGCGAGCCGAGCCGCAGCGCCUAUCACUCCUUCGUCCUCUACCACAACAACAGCCCGCGCUGGGGGGAAAUCAUCAAGCUGCCUAUCCCCAUCGACCGCUUCCGGGGCUCCCACCUCCGCUUCGAGUUCAGGCACUGCUCCACAAAAGACAAGGGAGAAAAGAAGCUCUUUGGGUUUGCGUUCACUCCGCUAAUGAGGGAUGACGGCACCACCUUGUCAGACGACAUCCACGAGCUUUAUGUCUAUAAGUGCGACGAGAACAGCACGUUUAACAACCACGCGCUCUACCUGGGGCUGCCCUGCUGCAAGGAGGACUACAACGGCUGCCCCAACAUCCCCUCCAGCCUCAUCUUCCAGCGCAGCACCAAGGAGACCUUCUCCGUCUCCACGCAGCUCUCGUCCACCAAACUGACCCAGAACGUGGAUUUGCUCGCCCUCCUGAAAUGGAAGGCUUACCCGGAUCGUGUGAUGGAUAUCCUGGGAAGACUGAGGCACGUCAGUGGCGAGGAAAUCGUUAAGUUCCUACAGGACAUUCUCGACACGUUGUUUGUAGUUUUGGAUGACAACACAGAAAAAUAYGGGCUGCUGGUCUUUCAGUCUCUGGUGUUCAUCAUUAAUCUGCUCCGUGACAGCAAGUAUUUUCAUUUUCGACCUGUGAUGGACACUUAUAUUCAGAAGCACUUUGCAGGAGCACUGGCUUACAAAGAACUGAUCCGGUGUUUGAAGUGGUACAUGGACCGCUCGGCGGAGCUCGUGCGGCAGGACCACAUCCAGGAGGCAAUGCGAGCCUUGGAAUAUCUUUUCAAGUUCAUUGUCCAAUCUCGGAUCCUUUACUCCAGAGCUACUUGCGGGAUGGAGGAGGAACAGUUCCGCUCCAGCAUCCAGGAGCUUUUCCAGUCCAUCAGAUUUGUGCUCAGCUUGGACAGCAGGAGCUCGGAGACUCUCAUCUUCACACAGGCCGCCCUGCUCAACUCCUUCCCCGCCAUCUUCGACGAGCUGCUGCAGAUGUUCACGGUGCAGGAGGUGGCGGAGUUUGUGCGGGGCACGCUGGGCAGCAUGCCCAGCACGGUGCACAUYGGGCAGUCCAUGGACGUGGUGAAGCUGCAGUCCAUCGCGCGCACCGUCGACAGCCGCCUCUUCUCCUUCUCAGAGUCCCGGCGCAUCCUGCUGCCCGUGGUUCUUCACCACAUUCACCUUCACUUGCGACAGCAGAAGGAGCUCCUCAUCUGCUCUGGGAUCCUCAGCAGUAUUUUCUCUAUAAUCAAGACCAGCUCUUUGGAGGGUGAUGUCGUGGAGGAGGUUGAGAUGAUGGUGGAGAGCCUCCUGGAUGUGCUUUUACAAACUCUGCUUACAAUCAUGAGUAAAUCGCAGUCUCAGGAGGCGGUAAGAGGGCAGCGUUGCCCGCAGUGCACAGCAGAAAUCACUGGAGAAUACGUGUCCUGUCUCUUAUCCUUGCUCCGUCAGAUGUCAGACACGCAUUUCCAGCACUUACUGGACAAUUUCCAAAGCAAGGAUGAGCUCAAGGAAUUCCUGCUGAAGAUUUUCUGUGUGUUUCGGAACCUGAUGAAGAUGAGUGUCUUCCCUCGGGACUGGAUGGUGAUGAGGCUGCUCACCAGCAAUAUCAUAGUUACAACAGUUCAGUACCUGUCCUCUGCACUGCACAAGAACUUCACGGAGACAGACUUUGAUUUUAAAGUGUGGAACUCCUAUUUCAGCUUAGCCGUUCUGUUCAUAAACCAGCCAAGCCUCCAGCUUGAAAAUGCCACGCCAGCUAAGAGGAAGAAGAUUCUAGAUAAAUACGGCGAUAUGAGAGUGAUGAUGGCAUAUGAGCUCUUCAGCAUGUGGCAGAACCUGGGUGAGCAUAAGAUUCACUUUAUCCCGGGAAUGAUUGGCCCCUUUCUUGGCGUUACGCUCGUCCCACAGCCAGAAGUCCGCAACAUCAUGAUCCCAAUCUUCCACGACAUGAUGGACUGGGAACAGAGAAAGAAUGGCAACUUCAAGCAGGUGGAAGCAGAGCUGAUCGACAAGCUGGACAGCCUGGUGUCGGAGGGCAAAGGUGAUGAGAACUACAGGGAACUCUUCAGCCUGCUAACCCAGCUCUUUGGGCCUUAUCCCAGCCUGCUGGAGAAGAUCGAGCAGGAAACGUGGCGGGAGACAGGCAUCUCUUUCGUUACGUCGGUUACUCGCCUCAUGGAGCGUCUGCUUGACUACAGGGACUGUAUGAAAGGAGACGAAACGGAGAACAAGAAGAUCGGCUGCACUGUCAAUCUGAUGAACUUCUAUAAGUCUGAAAUUAAUAAGGAAGAGAUGUACAUCCGCUACAUCCACAAGCUGUGUGACAUGCACUUACAGGCUGAGAAUUAUACAGAGGCCGCGUUUACGUUGCUUUUGUACUGUGAGUUGCUUCAGUGGGAGGACAGACCUCUGAGAGAGUUCCUGCAUUAUCCAUCUCAGUCAGAGUGGCAACGUAAGGAAGGUCUGUGCCGUAAGAUUAUCCAUUACUUCAACAAAGGGAAGAGCUGGGAGUUCGGCAUCCCGCUGUGCAGAGAGCUGGCCGUACAGUAUGAAGGUCUCUAUGACUAUCAGAGCCUCAGCUGGAUCCGGAAAAUGGAAGCCACCUACUAUGACAAUAUCAUGGAGCAGCAGCGCUUGGAGCCRGAGUUUUUCCGAGUUGGUUUCUAUGGUCGGAAAUUCCCAUUUUUCCUGCGGAACAAGGAGUACGUGUGUCGGGGCCACGACUACGAGCGGCUGGAAGCCUUCCAGCAGCGCAUGCUGAGCGAGUUCCCGCAGGCCAUCGCCAUGCAGCACCCGAACCACCCGGACGACUCCAUCCUGCAGUGCGACGCCCAGUAUCUGCAGAUCUACGCAGUGACUCCCAUCCCGGAGAACAUAGAUGUGCUGCAAAUGGACCGCGUCCCCGACCGCAUAAAGAGCUUCUACCGAGUCAACAACAUCCGCAAGUUCCGCUAUGACAGGCCCUUCCAUAAAGGCCCCAAGGACAAGGAGAACGAAUUUAAGAGCUUGUGGAUUGAACGUACCACUCUGACCUUGACUCAYAGUUUGCCGGGCAUCUCUCGCUGGUUUGAAGUGGAAAGAAGAGAACUGGUCGAAGUAAGUCCUUUGGAAAACGCCAUUCAAGUGGUUGAGAACAAAAACCAGGAGCUGAGAACACUGAUAAGCCAGUACCAGCACAAACAAAUGCAUGGGAACAUUAAUCUUCUCAGCAUGUGUCUGAACGGAGUGAUUGAUGCGGCGGUGAACGGGGGAAUCGCGCGAUACCAGGAGGCUUUCUUUGAUAAAGAUUAUAUCACCAAGCACCCCGGGGAUGCAGAGAAAAUCACACAGCUCAAGGAGCUCAUGCAGGAACAGGUGCACGUCUUAGGAGUGGGUCUGGCGGUCCAUGAGAAAUUUGUACACCCAGAAAUGCGUCCUCUGCACAAGAAACUGAUAGAUCAGUUCCAGAUGAUGCGAUCCAGCUUGUACCACGAGUUACCUGGUUUGGAUAAGCUGAGUCCAGCCUGUUCUGGCUCUAGCACACCACGCAGCAACGUUCUGGUUUCGCACGGRCCGAUGAGCCCCGAGAGCAUAAAGCUGGUGCAUCGACACAGCCCGCUGAACUUGCUCGGUUCAGUCCGACACUCCUCGUCCUCCCUGUCGUCACACACCUCCAGCGAAACGGGAAACCUGGUGAUCCUAACGGACAGUUCAGUGGGGGAGACUGCUGAGGAUAUGUACCACAUGCAGGCCAGCCCUUCCACCUCGAGCCUGAGCUCUACCCACUCUGCCCCAUCGCAGAUGAUAAACUCUGCCCCUUCCAGCGCGCGAGUGCUGGUGAAAGGUGCUGGAUUGACCACCCUGGAGGCUGAAGCCCUCUAUUUCCCCACAGAGCAGAUGCAGCAUGGGCGGCAGCCGUGCAAGCUUCCCCACGCUGCCCCCUCCAAUGUGCCUCAUCUCUGUGCCGGAGGGACCACCUCUAGAGAUAAGUACCGCCACUCUCGGGAGCUGAUGAUGCUGCUACCGACGCACCGGGACCGCCCCAGCAGCGCCAUGUAUCCCGCAGCGCUCCUGGAAAACGGACAGCCUCCAAGUUUCCAGCGCGCCUUCAUCCAGCAGAUGAUCGGACCGUGCAAACCUUGCAGUGAUCCCAACCUGUCCGUGGCUGAGAAAGGCCACUACUCGCUGCACUUCGAUGCCUUCCAUCACCAGCUCGGCGAUGCUCCUCCUGCACUGCCCGCACGAACGCUGCGCAAGUCCCCUCUUCAUCCCAUCCCUGCAUCACCCACUAGUCCCCAGUCCGGUCUGGAUGGAAGUAACUCCACUUUAUCGGGGAGCGCCAGCAGUGGCGUCUCCUCCCUGAGCGAGAGCAAUUUUGGACAUUCCUCCGAAGCCCCUCCUCGCACRGACACCAUGGAUUCCGUCCCGAGCCAGUCCUGGAAUACCGACGAAGACCUGGAGACCCCCUACCUCCCCGUCAGGUACAGCCUCUCUGAGCCUGAUGUCCUCGAGUCRCUCAAAUCCCAGCCCUGCCGAAGCCACUCCGCACCCUCUGGAGUCAUUCCUCAGGACCCCAUGGACCCGCCCGCACUGCCCCCCAAACCUUACCAUUCCCGACUCCCAAACCUGGAGAACGAAGAGGGAAUGAUCAUUGAAGACGACGACAAACACCGGCCCCUGCAUCGCAAAGUGUCCCAACCAGUGGGCGGGGGAAAGGAAGAGCAAGCCAGGGUAGCGUGGGAGCACGGCAUCGGCGAGCCGUAGGAAGAAUUCCCGGGCGAGCAGCUUCCAUUC
Messenger RNA from Nothoprocta perdicaria, 6186 nucleotides. RefSeq names its product dedicator of cytokinesis 3 (gene DOCK3). The record is from RefSeq and is a predicted model, not a curated record. Gene Ontology annotation, biological process: small GTPase-mediated signal transduction. Gene Ontology annotation, molecular function: guanyl-nucleotide exchange factor activity; small GTPase binding. Lineage: Eukaryota; Metazoa; Chordata; Aves; Tinamiformes; Tinamidae. Gene Ontology annotation, cellular component: plasma membrane; cytoplasm. The transcript has 54 exons. The coding region runs from base 1 to 6156 and encodes 2051 amino acids.